This is a messenger RNA of Brassica rapa (field mustard), 1853 nucleotides long. Its product is annotated as rho GDP-dissociation inhibitor 1. NCBI's taxonomy places the organism in Eukaryota, Viridiplantae, Streptophyta, Magnoliopsida, Brassicales, Brassicaceae. The record is from RefSeq and is a predicted model, not a curated record. Gene Ontology annotation, cellular component: cytoplasm; membrane; cytosol. Gene Ontology annotation, biological process: Rho protein signal transduction. Gene Ontology annotation, molecular function: protein binding; Rho GDP-dissociation inhibitor activity.
UUGGAUGGCUACUAACCCUUUAAUCUUUCUAUCAACAUAAUGUCAGAAUAGUAGAAUACUAACUUUGUAAUAAAAUAAAAGUUCUUAGAAUUCAUGAAAUAAAGGGAGUAAUUAAUUUAUCGACUAUGUUAGGUUUUUGAAUGUACAAUAUAUAUUUAGGUUUUAGUUUUGCAAAUAUAUCGAGCAAAUUGCCAUUAAGAUAAUUUUUGUUUCCUCCAUUUAAGAGAAGAAAAUAGAGGAAACAGGCCACGUACUCACAUGAUCUGUAAAAGAUGGCCAGCAGAAAAGCUGGUAAAAAGGGUUGGACGGCUAAGAUGACCCAUUAGUGGGUCCCAUUUAUUGUAUAAUUUUGUUUGAUAAUGAACAUAACUAGUAACGCACCCACCAAUAAUGCACAAGGAUGAUGUUACAUGAUCAGAAAUUUUAGGUAAGAGGGGGAAAAGAGAGAGUAGACAUAUGACAUCAAUAUAUUAGGAACAAUAAGAUCAGUAAAAGAUUAAUACAUAUAUCAGUAGAUCACUCGCUUUAUAAUAUCAUGUCUUAGAAAACUAGAGAUGUAUUGAAAAAUAAAACGGAAUCUUUUUAGACGUGAUUGAUAAAUAUUUGUAAUGUAAAUCUAAAAAAGUUGUAAAUAAUUCACUUUUGUUGUCCCAGUUAUGAUUGAUUAAACGUUCCAUGUCUUGAACAUGUGUAACGCUAAAGCCGAACACACUUAAGGAUGUAUACCUAUUUUUCUUUCUUGAGAGAUAUCUGUUUAUCUACGUACGUAUACGCCGUUGAUUAAAAAAGAGUGUCUAAUCUGACGGUAAAGGAUUCAUAUUAUUGUAGGGUUUUUUUACUCAUAUUGUAGGGUUGGUUUCGAAAGAAGAAAAUCUCUUCAUAUUUCUAAAAAAGGGAAGAGAAUCUUUUUGCUGCCAAGUUGUUUUGGCACUUGGAGCUUCACGGUUGCAUAUAUAUAACCAUCUCCAAGAAAUCAUAUCGAAUCAAAACCCAACGGUUGAGUUUCUAGGAUCAGAUUUAAAUCAGAGAACCAAUAGAGGUCAGGAAAACAAAGAUGGGUUUGAAAGAUGAGGACAAGAAAAUAGAAAAGUCUUCAGAAGAGCCAAUGGGACAUGGGACCUUAAGCAGAAAUAAUAGCCACAGCUCUUUGUCUCCAACAGAAGAUGAUGAAGACGAAGACAAGAAUCUUGAACUUGGUCCCAUGAUCGCUCUCAGAGAACAGCUCGAGAAAGACAAGGAUGAUGAAAGCUUAAGGAGAUGGAAAGAACAACUUCUAGGCAUUGUGGAUCUUGAGGAGGUUGGAGAGACUACGGAUCCGGUGGUAAAGAUAAUGAACUUAACAAUUAGGUCACCGGAUCGAGAUGACAUGGUAUUGACGAUCCCUGAAAACGGAAAACCGACAUCGAAAGGACCAUGGUUUACUCUUAAAGAAGGCUCUAAGUACACUCUCGUGUUUACUUUCCGUGUGAACAACAACAUUGUGUCCGGUCUCCGGUACAGCAAUACAGUUUGGAAGACCGGAAUCAAGGUAUAUAGUCGAAAGCAGAUGUUAGGAACGUUUAGUCCACAAGCUGAACCGUAUAACCAUGUCAUGUUUGAAGAAUCAACACCGUCUGGUAUGCUUGUUAGGGGCUCCUACUCCGUUAAAUCUAAGUUCGUCGAUGACGAUAAUAAGUGCUACUUGGAGAACAAUUAUACCUUUGACAUUCGCAAGAAUUGGCUGUGAUGAUCCAUCACAUAAGUUACCCGAAAACAUAUUAAUUGUAUUAUUCAUUAUUCUGUUACUAUUUGCUCUUUAAUUUAAACUUGUUCUUAAUUAAUGUAUGUUCAUAUAUAUAUGGUUAAAUUAAAUU